Molecule: messenger RNA, 2680 nt
Organism: Sphaeramia orbicularis (orbiculate cardinalfish)
Lineage: Eukaryota; Metazoa; Chordata; Actinopteri; Kurtiformes; Apogonidae
Product: store-operated calcium entry regulator STIMATE-like
Exons: 11
Coding region: 799-1971 (390 amino acids)
Biological process (GO): chondrocyte proliferation; chondrocyte differentiation; tissue regeneration
Cellular component (GO): nucleus; cortical endoplasmic reticulum; membrane
Molecular function (GO): calcium channel regulator activity
Source: RefSeq, a predicted model, not a curated record
GCUCUUCCUAUCUGGGCACCGCCGGGGCAAGGAAGCAGCUGGAUGUACGAGAACCGUGACCUGCAAUUAUAGAUUAUGUUCAAUUUGUAAAAACCUACAGCCAAACGUGUGGAACGACGUUUAAGUUAAAAGCGGUCAAUGCCACGUAGAAUUUUCAAAGUCUGAGAAAAACACAAGUUACUUGGUCUUGCGUUAGCUUUAGUGAACUGAGUAGUUAGCAUGUAAGCUAGCUGUGCAAGUAAUGAUAGCAGCAUCUUAGCCGCUGGUUUGUUUUAAUGUGGACCUUUCGCCUCGGCAAAAACGGAAUUCUGACCCGUUAACCCGCACUUUACAGGCAUGAGUUAUACCAAAGGUAUUGUCUGUUUGCAUGGAUUUGUAGUAAUUAUUUGGGCAUAGCUCGUGUGUAUCAUCACGUUAGCUUUCUGUUCGACACAGGAGAUAUUUUUGCUGCACGGACCUUUUUCCAUCAGCAUUUGACUUUUAAUGUAGCAGCUCUGGUUUAGAGUGUUUAGACUAGUUAUUUUAAGCAAGUAGAGCUUUGUUGUUACUUCUAGUAACGUGUCAGGGCAUCGGUUCUACUUCACCCUUUAUGACAAACUACUAUGGCUUUUUGGAUGUCUGAAGCAGGAGAAUGAGUACGCGCUUACUAAAAAGAGGAUGCCACCAUCUUUCCCCGAAGACUGUCCUGCUUAGCAUAUCGAUUAGCUGACCAACAUCUGUCACAAGAACACUGGGGUCAAGUGCCCCUGCCUAUAUUGGUAUUGGUAUUGUUAUUGUUUUGUCCGGCUCCGGUGUCUCAUGGCUGCUGUUAGUGGAGUCAACAUGCUGUCCCAGCUUGGAGAUGUAGCUCUGGCAGGUCCAGGAGGAGCAGGGCAGCCCGCUGGGUCGUUUACCAACAUCUCUGUGGCCCCCAGCCCACAAGGUACUGAUAGCAGGGGGUGCGAGAACGGCGCCUUGAUGGACUCGUUUGGCAUCUUCCUGCAAGGACUUCUCGCCAUGAUGGCUUUCAGCAUACUGAUGCUGAAACGCUUCAGGGAGCCCAAACAUGAAAGGAGACCCUGGAGGAUCUGGUUCUUGGACACCUCAAAACAGGCCAUAGGGAUGCUGUUCAUCCACUUUGCUAACGUCUACUUGUCAGGCCUCACUGAGGAGGAUCCCUGCUCACUAUACCUCAUUAACUUCCUGUUGGAUGCUUCUUUGGGCAUGUUGCUGAUCUAUCUUGGUGUGAGAGUUGUCAGUGCUAUUGUUGAGUGGAGGCAGUGGGACUCUUUGCGUUUUGGAGAAUAUGGAGAGCCAGUGCAGUGCACUGCAUGGUUGGGCCAGUGUAUCCUCUACAUCCUCAUCAUGAUGUUCGAGAAAGUCCUUAUUAUGUUGGUCCUCCUAAUCCCCCAGUGGAAAAAGUUGACAGUCCUCAACCCCAUAGAGAAUCCUGACCUGGAACUGGCCAUCGUCAUGCUCAUCGUUCCGUUCUUCGUCAACGCUCUCAUGUUCUGGGUGGUAGAUAAUUUCCUUAUGAAGAAGCACAGGACAAAAGCAAAGCUUGAGGAAAGAGAGGAGGACUCACGGGGAAACAGCAAGGUGCGCUACAGACGAGCUCUGUCGCACGAUGACUCUGAGUCAGAGAUCCUCUUCUCAGCAGACGAUGAAAUGGACGAGUCGGACGAAGACGAUGUCCGUCGCCUCACAGGCCUGAAGUCAGUGAAGAAGAAGAAGCAUCGCAUGGGGAUUCCUCCAGGUGAAGUGAAGAAGAAGAAACGCCCUCCGAUGAAGGAGGAGGACCUGAAGGGAGCUCGCAGUAAACUGGGAUUGAAGGGCGAGGUCAAGAGUAAGACCUAUGAGGUCAUGGUGGAGUGUGAACGUAUGGGCAAAGUGGCCCCGUCGGUGUUCAGCGGUGUGAGGACGGGAACAGAGACCGUCCUGGAGAAACCCACCUCAGCCAAAGCUCCUGGAGCCAGUGUGUUCAGCAAGUAGGAAAAGUCCAGGAUAAACCAAUGGCAAAGAAGAACCACACAAUAGUCUAGACGCUUCUACAUUGCAAUGUAGAAGAAUUACAGAGAUAUAAGUCUGUUAGUUUUCUACUGUCUGUUAAUGUUAGUUCAAUGUAAGCAGCUGUUGUACUUUGAAGUUUGCAGAUUGCAUCAGCCUUGGAGAGUUUGUUUGCUAUUAGUAAGAGAGAAUAUCAUACCCUCAAUUAUUAGAUUUGUUUUCCUUUUUUUUUUUUUACUCUAGCUUCACUUUUCUAAAAUAAAAUGUUUCCGUUGUAUUAAAAAUGUGUUUAUUCAAGAAGAGAAAGUGUGGAGUGGAAUGUUUUUAACGGUCAAAAUGAACACCUGGAAACAUCCCGUGCACAGGUAAACAAUAAUUAUCAUGGUAAAAGUUCAGACUGGACACUCAAGUGACCUCUAUUACAACACAUGACCAGGAUGCAGUACAAAGAAAAUACUACGUAAUAUCGUCUAACUUCUGUGUGCAAACAUGGUUUGAAUCUUAAUCUUUCCUUUUGUGAAUGGGUAUAUGCAUAUUAUUGAACCUCGAGCUGCGAUUAACAAAUUAUGAAGUGUGUUUUUAAAAAAACUCACCUUCAUUUAUAGUUUAACCCUUUAUCAGGCAAGUUACUAUUUUUGGUCAUUUCUGCACAUAUUACAAGUGACAGCAACAGUUACAGUCUAAUGUGGUCUAC